This is a messenger RNA of Triticum urartu, 897 nucleotides long. The record is from RefSeq and is a predicted model, not a curated record. Lineage: Eukaryota; Viridiplantae; Streptophyta; Magnoliopsida; Poales; Poaceae.
AUGGGAGAAAACUUGAAUUACGUACGCAAAAAUGUUAUUUCCAACAUCUUCAUAGUAGGAUCAGAUUUGCUGAUUGUUUUCAGACUGCAAAAAUCAUUGUAUUUCAUACUCCAUGUGAAUACCCAUUUUUUUGUUGGACAAAAAACAGACAGUUGGUUAUUGGGUUAUUCGUGUUUGUUCUCAAUUUCUCAUGUCGCUCUCUUCUCUGUCCAGGGAUACGGGUGCCAGGACGACACCAUCUUCUGCGGCGUCUUGCACGGGCACGACCAGUCGGGCCACUACGCCGCCAAGGCCGUCCGGGAGUCGCUACCGCAGUCGCUUCUGUGCCGCUGGCAGGAGGCCGUCGCGCUGGCGUCGCUCAUCGACGGCGAGAAGAGGCUCAGCAACUGCCAGUUUGACCUCUUGAGGCAGUCCUACCUGGCCGCCGCCGCCGCCGUGGACGAGGAGCUCCACCGGAGCCGGCGCCUCGACGCCUUCAACAGCGGCUGCACGGCUCUGUCCAUCGUGAAGCAGGGCGACCUGAUGGUGGUCGCGAACGUCGGCGACUCGUGGGCCGUCCGUGCGACCACGUCGGACGACGGGGACGUCACGGCCGUCCAGCUCACCAUCGACUUCAAGCCCGGCUUACCCCAGGAGAAGGCACGCAUCAUGCUGUGCGAGGGCCGCGUGCACUGCCUCGACGACGAGCCCGGCGUGCACCGGGUGUGGGUGCCCCACCGGGAGGCGCCGGGGCUGGCCAUGUCGCGUGCGUUCGGCGACUACUGCGUCAAGGACUACGGUGUCAUCUCGGCGCCGGAGGUGACGCAGAGGAGGAUCACCGCCCGGGACCAGUUCGUCAUCCUGGCCACCGACGGGGUAAGCGACAGAUUCUCGCACAGUCACCAAGUAUUUUCAUGA